Paramecium octaurelia is the source of this 1896-nucleotide messenger RNA. The record is from the annotation of a GenBank genome assembly. Lineage: Eukaryota; Ciliophora; Oligohymenophorea; Peniculida; Parameciidae.
AUGAAUUCAUGGACUCUUUCAUUUAUGGAUUCAAAUUUGGAAUCCUAAUUUUCACAUGCUCAACAAAAACAUGUUCUGAGAUGUUAAGAUAGACAAAGAUGGCUAGUUAUUGUUAUUUUAGCUCUUCUGAUAGUUGAAUAGGUGUUGGCAGAGUUUUGGAUUAGUGUUGCGAUUUGGGGUUUUAGUUUGGGAUUGUUAUUCAUUUCAUAUAGAUUUAGAAAUUAAACCAAAAUGAUCGAAAAAAUAUUUUUUAUCACUAUAAUUAUGUUACUUGCCAUAUAUAAACAAAAUUCGAAAUUUUUUGAUGGUAUAUCAAAGGAAUAAUUCAAUAUUGACUCAGUCCUGACUACAUCUGCAACUUUUUGGUAUAAUUGUCAUUAAUUUAGUAUGAUUCGAAAUUUUAAAAUUGUGAAAUAAUACUUAAUUUUGAUGAUCAUAUUUAUGUUUAAUAUGGUAAUUUAAUACAGAAAUGUUGGAGUUUCAGCUUUAACUAUUUUAUAAAAUAUAAUUUAUAUAGCUAUGAUAAUUCAACAUCUAUAUCAAAAAGAAUAGCAUAGAAGAAUUAAUUAUAUUGAAGAUAUUAAUUAAGUGAACAUUAAUCAAAUACUCUUCAAUUAAUUAAAUUUGUAAUUGUUUAGAGUUGCUUAUGAUAUGUCUGCUUGUCAACUUAUUUUACUUCAACGGAAUUUACUAUCAUCAAUCAAUUAAGAGGAUUAAAUAGAAUUCAAUAAUUAGAUAAGGUAGAUUAAAAUAUCAAUUAAAAAAAAUAAGAGAAUUUCGGAACAAAUUGUGUUGAAUCAAAUUAAUUAACAAAUGACUUUGGAAUAGUUUUUAGUUUUGAUACUAAACAUAAAGUCUUCUAAAUUAACUCAAGAGGUCUUGAAUCAGAAUGAGUAUUAAUUAGUAGGAGUAUUGAAUUAUGAGGAUUUUCAGAUUUCCAUACAUCGAACCUUUUAUAUCAUGCCUAGUGUUAUAAUACUCUUUAAGAAAAACUACAAAGAACAUCAAAUUGAGGAGUUGAAAUUGAAAAGAGAUACAUUCAAACGUGGAUUUGACACGAUUCAAGAUAUAUUUGUUACUAAUAUCAGGCCUGUGUUAAUAUAUUAUACUUGGAUAAAAUAACAUUCAAACAUAUAGAAGGAUGCAUCUAAAAUUAAAGUGCUUCAUAAAAUAAUAUAAGCCAAACUUUACAAAGCAUAACAUGAAUAUCAAAACUUAAAAGAUUUCUUUUAAAUUAAUAAAUCAUUCUAAAAAACAAUCAUUUUAUCCUUUUCCAUAGAUAAGAUCAUGUCUUUUAUUAUUGAUGUUGUUUGUGAUAAUCUAUUAAACAAGAAAAAUCUCAAAAUACAAUUUAUCAAUAAAUUACAACAUAAGGAAAUUAAUUAAGACUAGGCCUAAUUUAUUUAACUAUUUUUCAAUUUGUUGUUCUUCAUUUCUGAGAAAUCAGAGGAUAUUAAAAUCACAAUCAAAGAUUUUUAGAUGCCUGAAAUUAUACAUCAAAUACUACAGGUGAAGAUUGAUUAUAUAGGUCAUCCUAUUUCAAGACAAUUCUUAUAAAAGUUGCCAAUAAUCAAUCCUGAAAAUUUAUAGGAUUAUAUUCAUAACAGUACUGGUACAUUUAGUCUUGAUUUACCAAUUGCUCUGAUGAUCAUAAGGAAAUUAGGACCUUAAGAUAAAUUAAUUUGGAAGUAAGUGAAUAGGGGUGAGAUCUCUUUAGAAUUUUAUCUAUACAGAAAUCUCCCUAGUGAUCUUCAUCUUUUACCUGUUAUCUCAUUAAAACCUCACAAAAACAUUAUAUACAAAUCCAGCCAAACGAGAAGGAAAACUCUAAUAUACGAUCACAUAUAUGAAACUGUUCACUUGCCUGCCAUUCAAACAGAUAGAGAGUUGCUAUGA